Culex pipiens pallens (northern house mosquito) is the source of this 1625-nucleotide messenger RNA. Its product is annotated as odorant receptor 85c-like. The coding region runs from base 24 to 1256 and encodes 410 amino acids. The transcript is spliced from 4 exons. Gene Ontology annotation, cellular component: plasma membrane. NCBI's taxonomy places the organism in Eukaryota, Metazoa, Arthropoda, Insecta, Diptera, Culicidae. Gene Ontology annotation, molecular function: olfactory receptor activity; odorant binding. The record is from RefSeq and is a predicted model, not a curated record. Gene Ontology annotation, biological process: sensory perception of smell; detection of chemical stimulus involved in sensory perception of smell.
UUUUUAAAUAAAUUAAAGCAGCAAUGCAUGUGGGCAACUCCAAGAUUUCGCAGGCAAUUAGUCGAGCAUUCGAUACCAACAUGAACGACCUGGUGCGGUUCGAGUCGUUCAUCCGAGUGCCGGAGAUCUUCUACGGCAUGAUUGGGAUUGCGCGGUACGGUGAACCCCGCAACACGACCAAAGCCCGGCUGAAGCAGCUGUUCUUUUGGAGUUCGUACGCGAAUACCAUUUUCUGUCUGAUCAUCGAGCACAUUUACUUCUUUCGAGCGGCCGGGAAUUUCACCAACUUUCUGGAGUUAACUGCGUUGGCACCGUGCAUCGGGUUCACCGCGCUGUCCAUCGUCAAGAUCAUGACCAUCAAGAUGAACGAAGCUAAACUGAACGGAAUCCUGGACCGGUUGAAGGAGCUUUUCCCGGUGACCCACCUGGAGCAGACACGAUACCGGACGCAUCAGUACAACCUCGAGUCCCAAAUGGUCAUGAAAUCGUUCUCGAUUUUGUACAUGAUUCUGAUCUGGAUCUUCAACCUGCUGCCACUGGUAUCGAUGUUGGUGAAUUACCUGAUGAGUGGAGUUCUGGUUCGAGAGCUGCCCUACUUUAUGUGGUACUGGUACGACUGGCACCGGGAAGGACUCUACGAGAUCACCUUCUUCCAUCAAAACUGGGGCGCGUUCGAUUCGGCCGUGUUCAACCUCUGUACGGAUCUGAUGUUCUGCGCGGUGAUCUUGCUGAUGUGCUUGCAAUUUGAUAUAAUAGCGGUCCGACUGCGAGCUGCCAAGGACGACCCGCAAGAACUGAUCAGCUGCGUUCAGCUUCACCAGACCGUACUUGAACUGGGUGAUCAGCUGGAGAGCAUCUUCUCGCCGUCGAUCUUGGUGAAUUUCCUCGGCAGUUCCGUGAUCAUCUGCCUGGUGGGAUUUCAAGCCACGUCUCAGAUCAGCGCGUUCGAUCUGUUCAAAUUUGUGUUGUUUUUAAUUUCGUCGCUGGUGCAAGUUUUUCUCCUCUGCUACUACGGAAAUAAGCUGAUUGAAGCUAGCUCCCAAAUACCGUACGCGGCAUUCCAAGGGGAAUGGUACCUGGCGGAUGUGCGUUAUAAAAAGUCGUUGCUUUUCCUGAUGGCCCGGGCAGGAAAGUGGCAGAAACUUACCGCCAUGAAAUUUUCCGUGGUCUCGUUGGCGAGCUUCACGGGGAUUUUGAGCACGGCAUUCUCAUAUUUUACACUAUUGAAAACUAUUUAUGAUCCAAGCGAGAAAUAAAAUCAACAAGAUUUAAAACGUAAUAAUCCGAAAACAUGUAGCAAAUUAAACCACAUGUAAAGCACGAAAAUAAAUAAUUGAUAAGAAUUCUACAAUCCCGAGCAGACGGAAAUAACGUGGGAAUAACAUUUUUUGAUAUUUGAAAAUACUAGGCCAAUAACAUUUUAUGUUAUUUAUAACAAGAUUUGUUAUUCGCCGUUAUGUUUUUUUUUUUGUUAUUGGAUUGUUAUUGUAAUAACAGACAAAUAACAUUUUCAGUUAUUCUUCGAACAAAUCUUUGUUUUUCUUUUUUGUUAUUUUAACAACUAAUCCGAUCAUCUCAAUGACAGUUGGAGGUAUUCUUCCAUAACAAAAAAUGUUAUUCCAACG